CUCCUCCUUCUCCCGCUCCCUUUCCCUCUCCCUUCCUCUCCUUCUCGAUCUCUCCCGCUGUCUCUGUCUCCCCGUGAUUCGCUAUGCCACUUCGGUCCGCGACGUUUUCACGGGCAAUCCGUGAGUGACAGCUGCCAGUGGCCCAACACGGUGCGUGCGUGCGUGCGUGCGUGCUUCUCGCGGCAACUGACACGACGCGCAAUACCGGCCGGUGCGUGCGUGCAUGCCUGCGUGGAUUGCUCACGUGCGUGCGUACGUGCGUGCGUGCGUACGUACGUACGUACGUCUGUCGUCCUCGUUAUCCUCUCAUCGUCGUUGUGAAUAACGCGAAUAUAACGUUCGACGACACCGACCGUUCGCGCCCGCGAACUCGUGUGUUUAUUAUCUGAUACGGCGAAAGUGUGUGUCCACAACCCCCCCGGGACCUUGGAGCCGCCGCCGAUUUACCCGCGCGGAUCGCCGUUGCUCUUGGCAUCGACGCACUAUUUUCUUCUGCUGCUGCGUUUUGAUUUGUGGGUCAGGUCAUGGUAAGCGGCGGCAUGGCCGGGCAGCACUACUGCCUGCGCUGGAACAACUACCAGUCGAACAUGACAUCGGUGUUCCACCAGCUCCUGCAGAACGAGGCCUUCGUCGACGUCACCCUGGCAUGCAACGAGGCCUCGUUAAAGGCGCACAAGGUGGUGCUGUCGGCCUGCAGUUCCUACUUCCAGAAGCUGCUGCUGUCGAAUCCCUGUAAACACCCGACGAUCAUUAUGCCACAGGACGUGUGCUUCACAGAUCUCAAGUUCAUCAUCGAGUUCGUCUACCGCGGGGAGAUCGACGUCUCGCAAGCGGAGCUUCAGUCACUUUUGAAGACGGCCGACCAGCUGAAGAUCAAGGGUCUCUGCGAGGUGCCGGAGAGCCGAGACGGUCCGCCGUCCGUAAGCUUGAGCUCGCCACCGAGGGAGUCCGGCACCCCGAGAUUGAACUACACAAAGUUGAAGAAGCACCAUCCGCGGUACAAGCGGCCAAGAACCACGUUCGAACCACGCGCCACCGACCCGAGACAUUACGAGCGUUAUAAAGAGGAGGAAGUCAACGAAGAUUACAGCCGCGAUAAUAAAGAGAACCACCGGGACUGGCAAGCCGAAGAUGAUGAGUGCACGGAGACACCAACAGCAGCAGUAGUACUGGAUACCUGCCAGCGCAACAACAAUAACAACAACAAUAAUAACAAUAACAACGGUAACGGCGCGAAUAACAACAACAACAACAACGGUGACAUGUUCUGUCACACAGGGCUAGGUCACUAUGGCCAUCAUCCGGAUCCCGGAGAGGUCGAUCUACCCCCUGAGACGCAACCUACUCCGCCCAGCGCUACCUUAGUCGGCACCACCAUCACCCACCUGAGAGAUCCGGAUCAUCAUUCUACAGAGAUUCAGAAUUGCGACAGCGUCAAGAUAAAAUUCGAGACGUUACACACGAUGGACUCAUCGGACACGAUUGACAUAGACAGCCACAUGUCGGAUCGGGCUAGCGUGAGCUCGAAGAAUGCCGCCGACAGUGACAACAUGAUGAUGAUAACGCCGGAGCUGCUCGGGCUGAUGCCAUCGGGCAGUUCCGUGCACUCGGACUCCGGCGAGAAUAAUUCGAGGGGCCACUCUGGACAGUCCAGCUCGCACCAUCACGGCUCGAAGUCGUGGACGCAAGAGGACAUGGACGCGGCUCUGGAAGCCUUGAGGAACCACGACAUGAGCCUGACGAAAGCCUCCUCAACAUUCGGCAUUCCAUCGACGACACUGUGGCAACGGGCGCAUCGGCUAGGUAUCGACACGCCGAAGAAAGACGGUCCCACGAAGUCCUGGAGCGACGAGAGCCUGAACAACGCCUUGGAAGCGUUGCGCACCGGCACUAUCUCGGCCAAUAAAGCGUCCAAGGCGUUCGGUAUACCUUCCAGCACGUUGUACAAGAUCGCCAGAAGGGAAGGCAUCAGGCUAGCUGCACCGUUCAACGCGAGUCCCACGACAUGGUCGCCCGCCGAUUUGGAUCGCGCUCUGGAAGCGAUAAGAUCCGGCCAGACGUCCGUACAGAGAGCGUCCACCGAAUUCGGCAUCCCGACCGGCACGCUGUACGGACGAUGUAAGCGGGAGGGGAUCGAACUCAGCAGAAGUAACCCCACACCGUGGAGCGAAGACGCGAUGACUGAAGCUCUCGAGGCCGUCAGAUUAGGGCACAUGAGCAUCAAUCAAGCGGCGAUCCACUACAAUUUGCCAUAUUCCUCGCUGUACGGACGCUUCAAGAGGGGGAAGUACGAGGAAUCGGUGGUCGGCGAGAUUUCGCAGAUUUCACAGGACGGCAGCAGUCCGCAUUUCCAUCAGAGUCCCAACCAGAAUCACUCGUCCGCCCUUCCGGAUCAAAUGCCUUACCCGGGCAGCUGAAACUUACCUCUUUACUAGAGUAUUAAGUUAGCUUAAACCUUUCGAACUCUUCGAUUCGUCGCUGCAACAUUGACAGCUCCUCUUCAGAUUACGCGCGGAGAGGAAUCCCGAGAGAGAUUAAAGCGAGACCGGUCGGGAAUGCCGUUAUACAGACACACACUAUUAAAGCGGAGGGCAAGAUUACCCGCAGUAUUAAAAGGUGAAUUGCCGUAAGCGAGCAUUAUGUACAUUGUAUGAUUUUUAUGUCGGAACGAAGGAAGAAACGUAGAGACUAUAUUAUAAUAAUUUAUAAGAAUUAUUUAUAAAAAGAGAGAGCACUGUACAGAGGCCGAGGCGCGCGCCGCCAUGGCGAAAAAAUUAUUUUAGUGUGCGGGUACACUCGUUCGCGAAACGGUUUAAACACAUUUUAUUUCCGGUGAAGUUAAAAGCGCAUAGUCACAUAGUCACAAUUGUGAGCCACUGCUCACGAACCUUGCAUGAUAAUCAAUUGGCAAGAGUCAAAAUGGCAGUAUAGUUGGCGUCAUGUAGGCUACAUCGUUCCCUAAACGGAGAGUUACAUGGUUUUCAGCCUUACAUGUAACGCAAAGUUGAAAAUCGCAGAAAUAACUCUAUAAUGAUUGAGUUAUAACGGCUCUAAUUAUAAUAACAGUUUCAACACGUGUAAACAUGUGUGAAAGGCCGAAAAUUAUGUCAUAGUAAAAAGUUUCAAUUUAAGAAAUUAUAUAGUCAUUCAUGCAUGCAGUCUGCCACUUUUUUAUAAGUUUCGAGACGCAUGCCUAAUAGGUGAAUUUUUUUUUUUUAAUUCUCAGGAGAUACAUUUUCCUAUUACGGAACGAGAUGCGUUGCGAAACUCGUCGAAAAAAAUGUUGUGAACUUUUUUGUGACUGACCGUAUGCACCGUACAUGACUCCGACUGUAUAUGAUGUAAAUAUUGUCACAUCCCCUUUUACAGAAUUCUUAUCCGACAGUUAAAGAUAUAAUUAAAUAUCUAUGUUUCCUGAAUCCGUUGUAAUUGUGCAACGUCGGAUGGUCUCAGAAUGCGUUCGAUUUGGACGUUCAUACUUAUAAGCAUGAGUUGCUUUCAGUUGUUUAGUUUUUUGACGUUUAAGCAUUUACGGAAUACCGUUUACUUUGGUAAUUGCGAGCGAUUACAAGCGUUAAGAUGACGAAGGAUAAAGUACUGCACGUGUUAUUUUCUCAAAUGACCAUUUAAUCAUGAAUCGUUAUUGGAAAUCUUUUUUGACGACGGGGAAUAUAAAAAACCGUGUGAUAAGAAUUUAGAGGGCAUCAUUUAUAUUGCUGAAUAACCGUUUCAUUAAAGUCUACACGACUACAAGAUUAUGUACAAAAUAUUAUUCUAUGCUACAGUGACGAGUAAUUUAAAAAUCACACUUCAAGUCAUAAAUAUGAACUAUAUUUCCGAUAACAAAGAAAUUUGUAUACGCGUCUUUUAACACAACAAAGUUUACAUAUCGGACGCUGUCUUUCGGUGCUGCUGCGGCAUUCAAUUUGAACGUUUUCACGCUUUCGCUGCUCUACCUCGACGAAAAUAAGCGUUUGUGAGCGCAAGUUAUGAGAGAUUUCACGAUGAUGUCGUAACUCGCACUUUGGGCGUUUAUGGCUCCAAAGUGAACGGUGUGAACGAUGCUAGGUAGCGCCUCCGAACGUCCAAAUCGAACGCACCCGUAUUCACUUCGACUCCUGUCAUAACGAAUCACCGCUCAGAUUCGUGAGUAGAGGCUCGCAAUCGCGCAACUAUUCGAUACGUUCCUAACUUCUUACCGGAAAAAAAAAUAUAUUCAAACCAUUUCACAAACGAGAGUGUACCACCUUAACGAGGGUGAGAACGGAUACUGUCAUAGGCGAACAGUAUCCGGUUGAUCGAAACCACGAGAGAUUAAUGCGUCGUUCGUUCGUUCGUUCGUUCGUUCGUUGGUUGGUUGGUUGAUUGGUUUAUUAAUUGUCGUUACGUUGCAAUCGGAUCCAUUGCUGACUUCGGCAGCAGCGAUUUCGCGGUCGGUGCUUUCGACACUCGAUACCCCCACAUAACGUUUAUAUCGUGAGGCGAGUCGGGAUCGUGCAUGCAAUUCUCGUGCAACGAGAAUACUACGCGAGGACGUACGCGAGCGGCGCCGUUAUGGGAAGAGAGAGAGGGAGAGAGAGAGAGAGAGAGAGAGAGAGAGAGAAAGCGUACGCCUAUCAUCUUAACGCAUGAAAUUUGAAUACGUAAUGACGAAAGCGGCGGUAUAAGACGCGGCUGAAGCUUAAAGGCGAUAAGGGCAUAAAAACUAUUGCGAGUGAUAUUUCAUGAAGCUGCAAAUAAUUUUUUUAUCAGCACGACGCGUUCACCUCUGUUUCGCAACGUUAUCGUAUCCAACAGGAUCGGCUGAGAAGAAAAAUUUUUUUUUAUUCGACAUGAGAAAAGGAUGAAAAAACAAUUCUUUCCACAAGAGGGAAAAGUGAUGGAGUAUUUACGAAAUAAGUGCGGCUUUUAUCAGCUUAGGAAAAUUUAAGAUCCUCCCUCUCAGCUCAACUGCCACUCGUAUAAAUAUGUUACACACAUUAAUUUAUCAUGCUCACACCUACUAUAUUACCUAAAUAUUAUA
Messenger RNA from Dinoponera quadriceps, 5023 nucleotides. RefSeq names its product protein bric-a-brac 2 (gene Psq). The transcript is spliced from 9 exons. Bases 525 to 2417 code for a protein of 630 amino acids. Gene Ontology annotation, cellular component: nucleus. The record is from RefSeq and is a predicted model, not a curated record. Gene Ontology annotation, molecular function: DNA binding; protein binding. Gene Ontology annotation, biological process: regulation of transcription by RNA polymerase II. Lineage: Eukaryota; Metazoa; Arthropoda; Insecta; Hymenoptera; Formicidae.